CCGCCGCUCCGCAGCAGCAACAACAACAUCUCAUCUCGCUCGACGACCACACCGCCGCAUUGCCGCAACGAUCACCGAAAAUCGUUUAUUUUGGACGGUGUCUGAGGAGUUGUCACCAUUCAACGCUUUUGGCUUCCUUGCCCUCGCUAGAUUUGACUGCAGCACAUAUUUUCCCUUUGUGAAAAUGAAGCUUCUCACUCAUAACGUGCUCAGUUCCAAGUGCUUGAAAGGUGUUUCUGUGGGGUACCCUUUGAGGUUAAACGCCACUGACAUUAAGGUGGUAGAUGUUGAUUUCAACUCCGAAUUUGUCUCAAGAAUGAUCCCAAAAAUAAAUUACAGCGCUCUCUACGAAGCAGCUCAAAGUAUUGGCCAUCAUAAUGGUUUACCAGAUGCUGUUGCUGAUGACUAUGAACACAAUGAUGAUUUCCUUAAAGCUGUUCACCAUGUCCUAUUAGAAGUUGACGUUGUCAGUGGUGAUCUGGAAUGCCCAGAAUCUGGUAGGAAAUUCCCCAUCACUAGAGGAAUUCCAAAUAUGCUGGUUAAUGAAAAUGAAGUUAAUGAGAUAAAUAGCUCAAACGGAUGCUAAGGUUCAAAUUCCAAUUUGUUACGGUUAUUGCCCUUUGUUUUUGUUUAUUUUUAUUUUCCUGUUUGUGUAAACUAAGCUGCCACGUUUUGUUUCCCACUGUGACAUCCUUUUUUGUAUUUAAAGGGAGAAUUAUACCUUAUUUUAGUGUCAAGUUAAGAUUAGCAAAGAAUUUUUCUAUCCUUUUUAAGGAAAUUUGUGUGCAAGAGUACCUUGUGUAAGAGGACAAAAUGGGUGUUUUCUUUGUCAUUUGUGUGAUUAAUGCUCUGCAAAAGUUUAGUAUGAGCCUGCUUGAGUGAAAGGUGUACACAGAGCUCUAGCCCGUCAGCAUGUGACACUAAAAGUGAAUGUUUGUGUUUUUCAUUGCUGCUUUUUGAUUGACUCUUGAUAAUAUCGCCUCUGAUGUUGUUACAUCUACCUCAGUGUGAUUGUUAGCCUGCUCAAGCUCAAGUGGCUGUGCACAUGUUGCAGAAAGCUGACAAAAGAAUGAGAGAGGUAAUAAAAGAAACAAUUGACAGAAA
Messenger RNA from Thrips palmi, 1104 nucleotides. RefSeq names its product multifunctional methyltransferase subunit TRM112-like protein (gene Trmt112). The coding region runs from base 185 to 586 and encodes 133 amino acids. Gene Ontology annotation, biological process: peptidyl-glutamine methylation; tRNA methylation; rRNA (guanine-N7)-methylation. Gene Ontology annotation, molecular function: protein heterodimerization activity. NCBI's taxonomy places the organism in Eukaryota, Metazoa, Arthropoda, Insecta, Thysanoptera, Thripidae. The record is from RefSeq and is a predicted model, not a curated record. The transcript is spliced from 4 exons.